This is a messenger RNA of Polypterus senegalus (gray bichir), 2083 nucleotides long. It is a transcript of the gene rnf121, whose product is annotated as ring finger protein 121. Gene Ontology annotation, cellular component: endoplasmic reticulum membrane; Golgi membrane. The record is from RefSeq and is a predicted model, not a curated record. The transcript is spliced from 9 exons. The coding region runs from base 59 to 1051 and encodes 330 amino acids. Gene Ontology annotation, molecular function: metal ion binding; ubiquitin protein ligase activity. NCBI's taxonomy places the organism in Eukaryota, Metazoa, Chordata, Cladistia, Polypteriformes, Polypteridae.
CCGGAAAUAGCCGGCUUGCUGACUGUUCAGCAGCUAGUCGCUGUUCCGUGGGCCGAAGAUGGCGGGUGUGUUUGAGGUAGAGGUGGACGGGGUUCAACACGAUCACGGAGACCAUGAAGACGAGCAGCAGAUUGACUUGUCACAGUUAUCACCAGAAGAAAGGUGGAGGAUGGAGCAUGCACGAAUGCACGCCAAACACCGUGGACAUGAGGCAAUGCAUGCAGAGAUGGUUCUCAUCCUGAUAGUCACCUUGGUAAUUGCUCAACUCCUGCUUGUGCAAUGGAAACAGAGGCACCCAAAGUCCUACAACCUAAUCACCCUUUUCCAGAUGUGGGUGGUACCACUCUAUUUUACAACAAAGCUGCACUGGUGGAGGUUCCUGGUGACAUGGUUCCUUUUUUCCCUAAUUACUGCUUUUGUAACCUUCAGGGCAACACGGAAGCCUCUGGAAUGUACCACACCAAGGUUGGUGUACAAAUGGUUUUUGUUACUGUAUAAAAUCAGCUAUGCCACUGGGAUUGUUGGUUAUACAGCUGUAAUGUUUACCUUGUUUGGUAUUAACUUAAUAUUCAGAAUAAAACCAGAAGAUGGGAUGGACUUUGGAGUCUCACUUCUUUUCUACGGUCUUUAUUAUGGAGUUUUAGGGCGAGAUUUUGCAGAGAUGUGUGCAGACUUCAUGGCUUCCACAAUAGGGUUUUAUAGUGCAUCCGGUAUGCCCACAAAACACUUGUCAGAUAAUAUCUGUGCUGUAUGUGGACAACAGAUCCUGGUUGAUGUGAAUGAAGAAGGCAUUAUUGAAAACACGUAUAGACUUUCCUGUAAUCAUGUAUUUCAUGAGUUCUGUAUACGAGGUUGGUGCAUUGUGGGAAAAAAGCAGACAUGUCCAUAUUGCAAGGAGAAAGUUGAUCUCAAGAGGAUGUUCAGCAAUCCCUGGGAGAGGCCUCACGUGAUGUAUGGACAGCUGCUCGACUGGCUUCGCUAUCUGGUGGCUUGGCAGCCAGUCAUCAUAGGCCUGGUCCAGUUAAUUAACUACAUCCUGGGCCUUGAGUAGGAAGAAGACUGGUGAGCAUCAGGCCUCCAAUCUAAAGGUGCAAGCUGUUUAGAACUCUCCAGCAGUAACCUUCAGAAACAUCUGGAACUACGAUUAACUACUAAGGCACAUUAAGGGAUGGCAGCAAAUGAUCGGGUAGUGGUUUUACCAGCAACUGGCUCAUUAUUUGUUUUUAUAUUUUAAAAGGAUAAUAUUCUUGAACUUGUUGGUACAGACAUCUUUCUUAAUUACUUGACAACUGUUUCAGAUCAUAUCAUAUAAAACAACACCAUCUACACCUCUGUUAUCUGUCACUCGUCUGUUAUUUCUGACCCCUGGAUCACUGCUCUCUUCUUGUCCGUUUAUGUUUUUUUUUUCUUUUAUACAAUUUUCCUCAUUUUUAUGUAACAGCUUCUGGAUGGCAUUUUGACUGCCAUUACACUGCAAGAAGAAGAAGAAGAAAAAAAUGGCAGAGCACAUGUGGGCAGCAGAAGUCUUUGAAACAUCUGCUUCAACAGUCUGUCUGUAUGCAGUCACUCAAGUUUUGUUGUAAUUACCUGAUAUUCAUAUUUUUGGAAGCCUGAAUGUGGAUGGAUACCAAAGGAAUAGAAGCUACCAAGAAAGAAUCCUCUGAGCUCUACUGAAUAGUGUUACUUUGAUUUGUUGGGGGAAAAGGGUCUCCUUGUUUUGGCAUAAUCAUGAAUGCUUUAGCAUUGGUUGAAGUAGUCCACACUGAGGUUGUCUUGUUAUUUUAAAUUCAAUAAUGGACGGAAAAACCUACAAUUUCCUUUGUAUAAGAAUCACUGAGCGCUCAUUUGUACCACAAAGUAUUAAAUCUCGGUGGGGUUUGAAUGCUUUUUGUGUAACACAAACAAAAAAAAAAAAGCUUUUAAAAAUAAGUGUUGGACCGGGUAAGGAAUUGGGCGCACUACCGGAUUUACCCAGGGAGGUGACCUCGUGCAAAUGUAGAACAAGAUUUUUUUUAGAAUUGUGGCUGUUAUUCUGAAUCUUCUUUGUAUCCAUAAAGAUGUUUAUAAAGGUGAUCAAAAUUAA